AUGAACGAUGGUUCUAUUGUUGUAAGGGAACAAAGCAUUUCGCCUGGCGACUUCCCUGACCUGAAAAAAAUGCAGGAACUUUUGGCGUCCCAGGAUUUUUCCAAGUUCAACCCCAUGAAAGUGAAGCUGAUCGAAAUGGUGGAUGGCAUGCUGGCUUCUGACAUCGGUCGUCUUAUGAGGCAGAUUCCAGUCGAGGAAGAGGUUAGAAAUGAUAAGCAGAUGGUGAAAGGUGGAGCGUUUAUGAACGACGAAAGUCCGUUCGGUUUCGGCAGGGGAGAAGGUGUCGACGCCGGCUUCGACGAGCCACAAUGGAUUGUCUACAAGGAAAAAUAUAAGUACGACGAAAUGUUCGACAAGUUGAACCCCGUCGAUGGAAAACUUUCAGGCGCGGUGGCGAAGUCUCACAUGAUCAAGUCAAAGUUGCCAAAUUCUACGCUUAGCCGAAUAUGGAAGCUGUCAGACGUAGAUAAGGACGGCAUGCUCGAUUCCGAAGAAUUUGCACUUGCGAACUAUUUGAUCAAUCUCAAGCUGGACGGACACGAAAUUCCUCCGGAACUGCCGGCACACCUCAUUCCUCCUUCGAAGAAAGGUUUUUACUCAGCGGAAGACUCGUAG
This is a messenger RNA of Soboliphyme baturini, 615 nucleotides long. The record is from the annotation of a GenBank genome assembly. NCBI's taxonomy places the organism in Eukaryota, Metazoa, Nematoda, Enoplea, Dioctophymatida, Soboliphymatidae.